Messenger RNA from Brassica rapa (field mustard), 5218 nucleotides. RefSeq lists its product as uncharacterized. The record is from RefSeq and is a predicted model, not a curated record. NCBI's taxonomy places the organism in Eukaryota, Viridiplantae, Streptophyta, Magnoliopsida, Brassicales, Brassicaceae.
CUAUGUUGCCCUUUUUAUAUAAGAUCUUGUUGUGGAGCAGUUUUGAUUUAGUUUCAGAUUUUAGAAAUUUCUCUUUUAUAUAAAUAUUUAUUUAAGCGUGUGAUGAUAGUAAACUGAACACGAACCGAAAAAAUAUUAUCAAACCGGAACUGGAACCUGUCAAAUGAUCUAAAUUUUAAUACUCAAAAAACCAUAAUCGAACUCCACCCCAGCCAAAAUAGUUUGGAUAUCCGAAAAUAUCCAAAUCAUAAUUGUAUACUUAAAUAUUUUAAUUAUUUUUAGAUUUAAUAUUCAAAGAAUUUUCAAAAUACCUGAAAAUAUUCAAAAAAUUAUCCAAAAUAGCCAAAAAUAAAUAUCUGAAAAUAAUCAAAACAUCAAAAUAUCUAAAAUACAUACCAUUUUUCCACCCAAAUAUUCUAACUGAAUCGAUUUUCUUAUUAAUUUUAGAUAUUUAGUCAUAUAAUAUUCAAAUUUAUAUGUUAUAUUAGGUUUUAUUAUUUUGAUUUUGAAGAUUUUAAAGUAUAUUUGAAUUUUUAGUUUUAAAAACAAUUUAAACAGGUAUUUUGAACCAAAAUCGAACCUCAAGAAUCAAAACUAAACCUGAACCAAAAUGUGUAAAUAUUUUAAUAAAUUAAAUUUUUACCGCUAGAAACCAAAAUCCGAAUAAAUCCGAAGAAAACCCAAAUGGAUACACAGACGCACAUCCCUAACUCAACUUGAAUUUUUCUUCGAUUAUCAUAGAAAUUGCUUUAAAAUAUUUUAAAGUGCAUUGAUUUUUCAUCAAAUCUCUUAAACUAUAUAAUCAUAAAAUUUACAGAUUUACUAAAUGUUCAUGGUUACAAAAUUCAGGGCCGGCUCAUUGGGGGGACGGUGCGGCCGCUCAGGACUCAAGCCUGUGUCCCCCGUAUAAUAAUAAUUAAAGGGUCUAAUUUUUAUAUAUAUCUAUAUUUUUAUAUAUAAAAAAUUAUAAGUAUAAUAAAUAAAAUUGAAAAGGGUCCAAAAUUAUUUGAUAUGUAUAUAGUUUUAUUUUCAUUGCAAAAUAUACAAAAUAUUACUGAUUAAGUUUUUAAAAAUAUUUUAAACAUUAUAUAUAUAUAAAUUUUUGAGGGAAAAAAAUACUGUUUUCUCUAGAGUCCCUAACAGUGUUGAGCCGGCCCUGACCAAUCUAUAAAUCUUACUGCUGCGAGAAGUAUCACAAACAAUAAACCUCAUAACCUGUUAAAUUUUAAAAAAUGUUCAAGUGAUCAUAUUCAUAGGAUUAAUAUCUGAUUUCCUUUAGAAAUCGAAGGUCUUCAAAUCCUACUAUAUAAAAGGGACUAUUUUGGGGGCUUCCAAGGUGUGCCACAUGGGCAAAAAAAUUCCUGGCCAAUCAAUCUGCCAGCUCAUCUCGGACUGGGCUGAUAUCCAUGUCAAUUACGAAGCCCAAACAAUUUAUUUGAAGCCCAGUCGAUACUGAAGUCAGCUCAAUAUCCAUUUACGAGAAGCCCAGUCGAUACUGAAGUCAACCUAAUAUCCAUUUACGGUAUAUAAUAUCUCCAAAACACACAGCCUCCACCUAACCCUAAUCCAUCUCUCACCGUCGUCGCUUCACUUCCUCUCCCCAAACUUCUCCAGCCUAACGCCUUCGACCACACUGAUGAAACUUCAAUGGUCUGCCAUAAAUCCUCCAUUCAAGAAGAUUAUUGACCCUCCACAUCUCUCCUUUGGGUCGAUGAUGUCUAUCUCUUUGUGUUCUCUUCUUCUCAGCCUAUUUAUACGCCAUUACCCAUCACUCUUUCCUCAGAUCUUAUAAACCAAACUUUAAUCAUGGCCAAAAAACCGCUAUCCUCACCGGCGAAGCUUCUUCUCCUCUCCUCUUCCGACAUGUUUCACCAAGACCAGGAGAUUCCACCAUGCAGUUUAGGCUUAUUCAUUUCUGGGAAGCUCGCAAGAAUGUCAAAGGAGGACCUGGCAUCCUUCUUGGGAUUGAGAUGCUUAUGAUCGAUGAAGAGGGUACUCUGGCUCAGGGGUUCAUCGGUCAGAACCGUCGCGCCCAAUAUGAAAAAGAGCUCAGGCGUGGGAGCAUCUACACACUGACAAACUACUAUGCAUCCAACAGCAAGGUGAUGUACCAUGUUGCUGAUCAGAGGCUGGUAAUUUGCAUCUCACAUGCCUCUGCCCUGAGUAAGGUGGACGGAGACAUUGAAGGCAUUUUGACAGAGCGCUUCAGAAUCCAUUCAUUUUCGGAAUUUGAAGCCAACUGCGAUCUCAGAGGGGAUCUUCACGAUGUUGUUGGCCACCUUAAGCUGGUUGAUGAUCAGCCUCUCCAUCAGCGUCCGGUUUUGUGCACCAAGGAUGACCCAACAUCUCGGAGAGUCAUGGUUCAUUUGCAGCUUAAAGAGUAAGAAUUUGUUUAAAAAUUGCAGAUUUUUUAAAAGCUUUAGUAAUACAAAUUGUUUAAUUAUACAAAAAUAAUAAUAUUACUAAAUGUGGAAUGUUAUAUAUGAAUAUAUAUUUAUUUUAUAGAUGAUGCAUAAGAUAUUACCAACAUUAAAUAAAAUUAUCCGUCUCAUAUUUAUUUUUUUAAUUGUAGAGAUGACAUAUAGCAAAAUGCUCAAAAUGGCCCUCAUACCCUAGAUAUAUAGAAAAUAUAAAAUUUUUGAAAUAUUAAUAUUAAAAUUAAAAAAAGAAAAUUUUGAAAAAGUUCUCAAAACUAACUUAAAAAUUACAAAAAAAAAUUGUGAAACUUUUCCUUUUUUAAUUCAAAAAAAACUUUUUGAAACUAAUUCAAGAAUUUUUAAUUCCACAUUUUUAAUAUUUAUUUUUAAUAGGUAAAAUGACCCAUAACUAUCUCACAUACAAAUAAAUUCUAGAUUUUUGUCCCUAAAAAAAAAUUGUUCCUACAUAUGUUGUUGGCCGCAUAUGCCUCAGCAAAGGAAGUGAUUUAUAUAACCACAUGACAGAUUCAAAAAUCAUCAUUGGAUUGCGUUUAGACAGGUACUAACUUUUUAUUAAAUAAAAAUUGGUUUACAACUAAACAAAAUAUAAUACAAUAAUUAUUUGUAGAUCCAAAUUGGUACGUCUAACUUUAUGGGACAAGGAGGCGUUUAAUUUCAGGGAGUUAAAUCGCAUAUCUACCAGGAAAAACCAAAUUGUAAUCAUCACAAGUAUCAUUCCACGGUUACAUGAAGGUAAUAAACUAAACAUAAAGUUAUCCACAACGAUAUUGAUAUCAUACAACGCUUCCAGAAAAUGAAUAAUUGCUAUCCUAAGCCUCAAAGCAAACUACAUCAGUCAACUUUUUAAAAAUUUACAUUACUGCUUCCUACGUCAAUUAAAUAGGAACACUCAAAUACUAUUUUCUCUUACGAAUAUUGAAUUACUCAACACAAUUUAUUAUUCAAACUUACUUUAGUUUUUUUUAAAUGAUCACCACUUCCAAUGUCUUCGCAUUAUAAAAGAAACAAAACUUAAUUUACACUUUCAUAAACUUCAAAACUCUCAAUUUUAAUUAAACCGUACUUUAAUUAAACAUGUAAUCCGCGCGAAGCGCGGACACGGGCUCUAGUCUUCGUAAUCGUAAUUACUUUUAACACCGUUUCCUUGCAUGAUUUACUAUUUACUAAUUACAAUUUAAAACACUUUUGGAUUGCGUCUCUUGUAGACAAACAAUUUCAGUGUAGACCUUUUUAAGUAUGUUUUUUAUUGGUGUGAAUGUGAGAUAGGCAAACGUUUAAUUAAAAAUAUACACGCGUUUGUAACGUAAAUGAAUUUCAUUUGUUGACAAUUAGCAAAAGUAGUUGUUUUAAGAUCUCAGAUGUAUUUUCUAAUGUUUGAUUCUUCCAAAACGAAAUCAUAACUUAGAUUAUAGAAUUUAUUUUAGGAAUACAUCGAAAAUAAGAUAAAUAAGAGUAUAUAUUACGUUGGAAAUCAGCAACAGACAAAUUUUCUAGUAGUGGUACUAAUCAUGAAAUUGAAAAUUUUCUUAGGUGAAUACUUGAGCGAGGCAUAGGUACAUUCAAUUAUGUCAAAGUAGUUUUGAAUUAGAAGCAUAAUGUCAUAAUUCAGCUUAUUAAUUUAACUAUUCAAGUAUGGUGGUCCUAAUAAGAUACAUUAUUGACUAUAAUAGAGUUCUUCCUAAAACGUGGUGAUAAAAGUUGCUAUUAUUUAGAAAAGACGUGUUAGAGAUCUCUCCUCGUAAACUAGAAUUUUAGAAAGAUAAAUGUUAAAAAAUGUACUUGUUUCAGAUUAAUUUUGAGUUAUAUACACAUGAAAACUUAAUAAUCUGUAAAAAUCGUAUAUUCUACGUACUUUUUAUUCGACUAUUGUUAAGACAACAAACUUUCAUAUAUAAAUAGAAAAGCCUAUAUCAUUUUCCAAAUUAGUGGCUCUUGGUUUCAACUUCUCACUUCUUUGGUUAUGAAAAAGGUCAUAUGUUAAUGUGUCACAUGUUUCUCAAUGCUCAUAAGAUGUCUCUAUAAGAUUGCAGUUGUUAAAUGAUGUGGCUGAGAUAAAUAAUGAAUCUGGAAGGCGGAAACUAAACAAAUACUAAAAGUUAAUGUGUCAAAACGUGUUGGGAUGGCCGGUGGUAGUGCUGCUACCGGCUGCCGCCAUUGCCGCUCAACGUUCGGUUACAUUUUAUUUUCCUAUAUAUUGAUUAAUGAUUAUGGUAUCCAGUGUAACCGGAACUUUUAAUAUAUAAGAAAAUGUUUUCGCUUUAGUUAAAAAAAAAUGUGUUCAUUUUUUUUCCGGGAAUCCAAACAUUAUAAAUAGUGAAUUCCAAUUUGAAUUGAAUCCGCGAAAGUUACGGCCGCAACUUUUUUAUCACAGCUGACUCAUAUAAUACCAAAAAAGAAUGUAUAAUAUAUAACAAAGUUUGCGUGAGGUUGUAAUUUGUAUUUUUCAGCUUGUACUACUGUUUUCACUUGAGCCAUUUUUGCAAGUUCGUGUUAUUAAAUAGUACAGCACCUAAAUUACAUGUCGUUUAUCAAUAGUGCCAAUAUUUGAAACAUGAAUCCAUAUUUCUAUUAAUAAUUACAGAAAAUGUAAGCCGUUAACCAAAAUAGAGGAUGUGGUUCCAAAUAUAUGUAAGCAAACUAUACAUGAUAUUGAAUCAACGCACCAUACUGCUCGUUGCACACAAAAUCAAUCAUAGAGAUGGUGUCCACCCAAAGAAAGCAAGUUUGAUGAUUGAUGAUCAAGUGGCUAUCGUUAUAGCAUAACUGGUCCACACAUAAUA